This is a messenger RNA of Xiphophorus maculatus (southern platyfish), 3058 nucleotides long. It is a transcript of the gene tex11, whose product is annotated as testis-expressed protein 11. Gene Ontology annotation, molecular function: protein binding. The record is from RefSeq and is a predicted model, not a curated record. Gene Ontology annotation, biological process: meiotic cell cycle. The transcript has 25 exons. Lineage: Eukaryota; Metazoa; Chordata; Actinopteri; Cyprinodontiformes; Poeciliidae. The coding region runs from base 57 to 2480 and encodes 807 amino acids.
CAGCGCUCAGCAUUUCAUGAGGAGAAGGCCCAUUUAUCAGUGUCUGAUCUUUACAGAUGGCCAGCAAAACGGGCAGAACCUGGCUGGACUGCAAAAAUCCCCAGAUGGCAGAUCAUUUCUUGAGGCUUGCUGUCAAGAGCCUGGAAACCCUCUACAGCCAGCUGAUGUCCAGAGGCGAUGCAGCAGCCGACAUUACUUCCUCCAAGGCGGAUGUGGAGAAGGACCUGCUUCGAAUUCUGUCAUGCCAGGCAGAGUCGGCCGUAUCCCAAGAGAAUAGCGGAGAAGCCAAGGUCUACAUGCAGCGAUGUAAAGACAUGCUGCAGCGGAUACCGAAAGAUACGGCGUACCUCUCCCUCAUGUGCUACAACUUUGGUGUAGACACCUAUAAUCUGAGGAAGUAUGAGGACAGUACUUUCUGGUUGAGCCAAAGCUACGACAUCGGUAAAACGAGUGCAAAGUACGGCCCUGGACCAGACGUUCUGGCCAAAGCUUUGCGUCUGCUUGCUACAGUUUAUCUAGAGUGGGACUGUCAGAGGUUUCAGGAGAAGGCGCUCGAUGCCGUCAUCUUGGCCAACAAGGAGUGUGUGAGCACAUCUGGGCUGUAUUUAAAGAUAAGAAUCCUCCUGAGAUCCGAGGCCUCAGACAAUCACAUCAGAGCAGGACUUGAUGAGAUGCUGGAAUCACAAGUUCCUCUUGAAGUCUGUCAGAGCGCAGUGAAACUUCUCAUGUCUGAAGACAGAGAAAUGCUGGCGUUUGAGUAUUUGAAGUGUGUGUCUCAGCACUUUGGCUCGUCCCCUGACCUGGGCGCUGCUCUUGUGCUGCACGUUGAGCUGCUGCUGCAGAGAAACAAAGAGCUGCUGGCCAAACAGAAGAUAGAAGACAUCAUCACUGGCCACUACAGUGGUAAACAGCUCACUCCAGAUGCGCUGACCAGUUUGCAUGUCAUACUGUGGGAUCAGGCGUCAAAACAUUUUGAGGCUGGUAACUAUGCAGAGGCUCUACAGUGGUAUAACUACUCCUUCAGCUUCUUCAAGGCAGGUCAGAUGGAGCCAAAUCUAGCCAAGCUGCAGAGGAACAGAGCGUCCUGCCUGCUGCAUCUGCAGCAGUUAGAAAAGGCUAAAGAAGCAAUUAAAGAAGCAGAAAGGUCUGAUCCUGAGAGUAUCUUCACUCAGUUCUGCAUUUACAAGAUUGCUGUUCAGGACGACAACGUACAGAAAGCUGUAGAGGCAUUGAAUGCGAUGGGAGUCCUGUCCAAGUCGCCUGUAUCCAGCGAAGACAGGCUGCUGCUAUCAGAGAGCGCAGCUUCCUGUCUCCUCUGUCUGGCAGCUCAGAUUGCUCUGGAGAAUGGAAGACAGGAAACUGCAGUGAAAGCUCUGGAGGUUUUAUGUGAGAGCUCAAAAGACGAAGCUCACGUUCUGAUGGGUCUUAGGUGUUUGGUCCGACUCGUGUUCUCCUCAGCAGAAAACUCAGCUGAUCAGUUGAGGGAUGUGAAUCUGGACAAACUCCUGCCGUAUCUGAAACAGGCUCUGCACACAAUUUCACACCAGUCUCAUAUGACUGCUGAGCGGCGCGCUGAGGACGCUAACUGGUUCAGAAAGAUUGCCUGGAACUCGGCUCUGCAGUGCGAGAGCAGACCUGACGGAAUGAGGGAUUUCUUUGUGCUGUCCUACCAGCUCUCCCUGCUGUGCCCUCCUGACCGCGCUCUGCUCAUGGGCCAGAGGACGUCUCUGCUGAUGGCAGCUGCUGCCUCUUUGGAGCUCUGCAGGAAGUCUCCUCACUCCACCCAGGCGGAGGAUCUCACUCUGGCUCUGGAGCACAUUCAGGCCUGUUGGGAGGUCUGCAAAACCCUGAAAGCAUCAGGCAACCUUCCAGCGGACCCGACGGACUCCCUGCUGCUGCUGUACGAGUUCGAGGCUCGUGCAAAGCUGAGCGAUCCGAAGGUGGAGACGAUUCUGGAGUCUGUCCUAGAGCUGGAACACGUUGAAACCAAAGUGUUGGAGACCAUGGCAGGCUUAGCCAUGGAGCCUCCAGCCCACUUCCCUCAGCUCUGCAAGAAGGCCCUGAGAGCCGCUCUCUCCCUGCACAGGAAGCAACCCCAGGCCGACCCGACGCACUGCAGUAAGUACGUCCACAGCCUGAUCAAGCUGUCCCUGCCGAGCGGCGUGUCUGAGGUGGAGAGCCGCGUGCUGCAGGAGCUGUGGGAUUACUUUGAGGACGCUCUGUCCAUCAUCUCAGCCGCGCCGGACGGCUUUCCAGAGAUGGAGACGCUGUGGCUGCUGACUCAGGCGUGGAACGCCGGGAUUCUGCUGUACAGCCUGGCCCAGUACCACGAAGCCGAGAAGUGGUGCGGCCUCGCCAUGAGCUUCAUCCGACACCUGGGGUCUCUGCGGGAGAGCUACGAGAUGCAGAUGAGUGGGCUCUACAGUGAAAUCCUGGACAGACUGGACAAAGCGAAGAAAAACAUCCACACAGAGGAGUAAAACGUUCAGUUCUUCUCACCUCGAUGUUCUGUGUUGUGAAGGAGAACCUAGCAGGUUCAUCCCAUCAGUUUGUUACAGGUAAAAGUUCUUUACGUUCAAAUAUCCGGGCUUCCUGGAAGACGACAGUAUUUAUUACAGCUUGAUCUGUUCAGAAAGUUUGCCGACGAUUUUUCAUUCAUUUUCUAGUGAACUAUUAAACCCUCCUGUUUUUUUCCCAUAUCUUUGUCUGAAUAUAAAUUCCAUAAAAACUUGCUAGAUUUUGUAUUUUGGAUGAAAUGUAAUAGUAUUGUUUUAUAUGCAUAUUAAUGUUUCCAUUUGAAGUUUUUUUGUCCUGUUGACUCAUUUAAAAAACUUUUUUUUAAAAUCUAGCUUUACUUUUCAUUCCUUUGUGUUCAAAUGCCCUAUAAAUUUCAUGCUCUGUUUCCCAUCUGGUGGCAAAGUGUGGAGAAAUGUUAACUUUUAAAACUUCUCGCAAAACAUUUGUUUAGAAUCUGUGUUUCUGCCAAUUAUAUUGAAGGCCAAAAGGGACAAAAUUUUAAAAAUACAUAAUUAAAUCAUGAAUUAAAUGGAACAUUGAA